Molecule: messenger RNA, 900 nt
Organism: Carlito syrichta (Philippine tarsier)
Lineage: Eukaryota; Metazoa; Chordata; Mammalia; Primates; Tarsiidae
Exons: 4
Source: RefSeq, a predicted model, not a curated record
AUGGGUCACCAGCAGCCCAACCCUCUCCUCUGUCAGUCGUGUGGUUUUUCAGGGACAGUGUCUCCGCGAGUCUGCAAUGAGGUGACUGCACCAGAUCAUCACAAAGGGGCCUUGUCAGGUCUCAAGUCAUCAGCGGAACACUUACCUAGCAGGCAAAGCCUGUACUACCAGGGGCCCACCCUCCAAAAGAUCAUCUUUUAUUUUGGGGGUCCCCUAUAUAGCUUCUUUAAAUUCCUGAGAAGAGAUUUGCCUCAAAGAGCUUUGGAGGUCGUGGAUGGCAGCCAUGGUGCUGAAGAGUCUCAGGAAUUUCCAUGCCACUGCGGGGAAUCCCAGUUAUUUCACACCACCAGCGAGGCACCUGGCCUCUUCCCUCCAGAGACCAGAAUGCUUCAAAAGUCCCGAGCACAACCACCAGAAGAGAGCAGAAGGAAGCCAGUUUUGGGGAAACUUGGCACGCUGUUCACGGCAGGAAGGAGAAGGAGCAGCAGAAACGGGCCAGGGAGUCCCACCCGCUCGAGCGCCACAUCGGCGUCUCCCAGAGAUGUGAGCCCCUCUAAGCUCCCUGAGAGUGCGAAGAGUCAGCGUCAGGGCAGCCAGCCGGAGCAGCCGGACGCGAGCCAGGAGCGCCCCCCGCACGAGCAGCCCCGGGGGCCGGAGGGCGAGCGCUCCGAGAGCGGCGUCCACGCGGCCCCCUUGACGCCGGGCUGCUCGCGCGGCAGCGCGGCGGCCGGGCAGCAGGGCCCGGACAGUGAUUCACUCCAAUUAGAGGCUCGGGAGGCAGGGGGAGAGACUUUCCCAGAGGCCACCGCCGCUGCGAGGCAGCUGCAUUCCUCACCAGGGAAUUCCUUCAGGCGAGAGGACGCAGAGACGCCCGCCCGCCGUCCGGGGGAGGACGCGUCG